This is a messenger RNA of Scleropages formosus (Asian bonytongue), 15541 nucleotides long. RefSeq names its product ryanodine receptor 2a (cardiac) (gene ryr2a). The transcript is spliced from 104 exons. Gene Ontology annotation, biological process: release of sequestered calcium ion into cytosol by sarcoplasmic reticulum; striated muscle contraction; intracellular calcium ion homeostasis. Gene Ontology annotation, molecular function: protein binding; calcium ion binding; ryanodine-sensitive calcium-release channel activity. NCBI's taxonomy places the organism in Eukaryota, Metazoa, Chordata, Actinopteri, Osteoglossiformes, Osteoglossidae. The record is from RefSeq and is a predicted model, not a curated record. Bases 43 to 14931 code for a protein of 4962 amino acids. Gene Ontology annotation, cellular component: smooth endoplasmic reticulum; sarcolemma; sarcoplasmic reticulum membrane.
CCUCCUCCACAAGCGCGCGUGCAGCCGUGCCGAGCGGUGACCAUGGCCGAGGGGGGGGAAGGAGAAGACGAGAUCCAGUUCCUGCGGACCGAUGACGAGGUGGUACUUCAGUGCUCUGCUACCAUCAACAAGGAGCAACAGAAGCUCUGCCUGGCUGCUGAGGGCUUUGGAAACCGGCUCUGCUUCCUGGAGUCUACUUCCAACUCCAAGAAUGUUCCUCCGGACCUGUCUAUUUGCACCUUUGUUCUGGAGCAGUCGCUAUCUGUCCGGGCUCUGCAGGAGAUGCUGGCCAACACUGAAGAGAAAGCAGAAGGGAAAUUCAUGAUGAAGACUGCUCAAGGGGGAGGACAUCGUACACUGCUGUAUGGCCAUGCCGUACUGCUCCGGCACUCCUACAGUGGGAUGUACCUUUGCUGUUUGUCCACUUCACGGUCCUCAACUGACAAACUGGCAUUUGAUGUCGGACUGCAAGAAGACACAACAGGUGAGGCCUGCUGGUGGACCAUUCAUCCUGCUUCCAAGCAGAGGUCAGAGGGAGAAAAGGUGAGGGUGGGGGACGACUUGAUCCUCGUCAGCGUCUCAUCAGAACGCUAUCUGCACCUGUCGUACGGGAAUGGGAGCCUGCAUGUAGAUGCCGCCUUCCAACAGACCCUGUGGAGCGUGGCUCCCAUCUGCUCUGGGAGUGAAGUUGCACAAGGGUACCUGAUUGGUGGCGAUGUGCUGAGACUGCUGCACGGCCACAUGGAUGAGUGCCUGACUGUCCCAUCAGGGGAUCAUGGAGAGGAGCAGCGCAGGACAGUGCACUAUGAGGGAGGUGCUGUAUCCAUCCACGCUCGGUCCCUGUGGAGACUGGAGACCCUCCGUGUUGCGUGGAGUGGCAGCCAUACCCGAUGGGGCCAGCCAUUCCGCCUGAGGCACGUCACCACUGGGAAGUAUCUCAGUCUCACAGAUGACCGGGGCCUCCUGCUCAUGGACAAGGAGAAAGCUGAUGUUAAGUCCACAGCCUUUUGCUUCCGUUCCUCAAAGGAGAAGCUGGACUUGGGAGUGAAAAAGGAGGUGGACGGCAUGGGUGUCGCUGAAAUCAAGUACGGCGACUCCGUCUGUUACGUCCAGCAUGUGGACACCUGUCUGUGGCUCACAUAUCAGGCUGUCGAUGCCAAGUGUGCGCGAAUGGGAGGCGUGCAGCGGAAGGCCAUCAUGCACCAUGAAGGUCACAUGGAUGAUGGGCUGACCCUGUCACGGUCGCAACAUGAGGAGUCGCGCACGGCCCGAGUCAUCCGCAGCACCGUCUUUCUCUUUAAUCGCUUCAUCAGGGGACUUGAUGCACUGAGUAAAAAAGGGAAGAUCUCCACGCUGGACCUGCCCAUUGAGUCUGUUAGCUUAAGUCUGCAGGACCUGAUUGGCUAUUUCCAGCCACCAGAUGAGCAUCUGGAACAUGAGGACAAGCAAAACAGGUUGCGAGCCCUGAAGAAUAGACAGAAUCUCUUCCAGGAAGAAGGCAUGAUUAACUUGGUCCUGGAAUGCAUUGAUCGGCUGCAUGUGUAUAGCAGCGCUGCUCACUUUGCCGACGUGGCCGGGAAGGAGGCUGGAGUGGCCUGGAAGUCCAUACUGAACUCAUUGUAUGAGCUACUGGCUGCUUUGAUACGCGGAAACCGGAAAAACUGUGCCCAGUUCUCAGGCUCGCUGGACUGGUUGAUCAGCAGGCUGGAGAGACUGGAAGCCUCCUCUGGAAUCCUAGAGGUCCUACACUGUGUCCUUGUGGAAAGUCCAGAAGCUCUCAACAUCAUCAAAGAGGGACACAUUAAGUCGAUCAUUUCCCUCCUGGACAAACAUGGGCGGAAUCAUAAGGUCCUUGAUGUACUCUGCUCACUGUGUGUGUGCCACGGGGUUGCGGUGAGAUCCAACCAGCACCUCAUUUGCGACAACCUGCUGCCCGGCCGAGAUCUGCUGCUCCAAACAAGGCUGGUGAACCAUGUCAGCAGUGUGAGGCCAAACAUCUUCCUGGGCAUCAGUGAAGGUUCCGCCCAGUACAGGAAAUGGUACUACGAACUUAUUGUGGACCACGUGGAGCCCUUUGUCACGGCUGAGGCGACUCACCUGCGUGUGGGUUGGGCCACGACUGAUGGGUAUUCCCCCUACCCAGGGGGUGGAGAGGGCUGGGGGGGCAACGGCGUGGGGGACGACCUCUAUUCCUAUGGUUUUGAUGGACUUCACUUGUGGUCAGGUUGCAUUGCGCGGACAGUGAACUCACCCAAUCAACACCUCCUCCGAGUGGACGAUGUGGUCAGCUGCUGCCUGGACCUUGGUGCACCUAGCAUCUCAUUCCGUAUCAACGGCCAGCCCGUCCAAGGCAUGUUUGAGAACUUCAAUGCAGAUGGGCUUUUCUUCCCCGUCGUCAGUUUCUCAACUGGGGUGAAAGUACGCUUUCUGUUGGGUGGCCGCCAUGGGGAAUUCAAGUUCCUGCCCCCCCCAGGGUAUGCCCCCUGCUUUGAGGCUGUGCUGCCCAGGGAGAAGCUGAGGGUGGAACACAGCCAGGAAUACAAGCAGGACCAUAGUGGGACACGAGACCUCCUCGGGCCCAUCAUCACUCUCACACAAGCAGCCUUCACUCCCACACCUGUAGACACCAGCCAGAUCGUUUUGCCACCUCACCUGGAACAAAUCCGGGAGAAGCUAGCUGAGAACAUUCAUGAACUGUGGGUCAUGAACAAGAUUGAGCUUGGCUGGACGUACGGGACGGUACGAGAUGAUAACAAACGACAGCAUCCUUGCCUGGUUGAGUUCUCAAAGCUUCCAGAACAGGAACGCAGCUAUAACCUGCAGAUGUCCCUGGAAACACUGAAGACACUGCUCGCCCUUGGGUGCCAUGUGGGAGUGGCAGACGAACACACAGAGGAAAGAGUGAAAAGGCUGAAGCUGUCUGCCAACUAUGAGUUGUCAAGUGGAUACAAGCCAGCCCCUAUGGACCUGAGCCACAUCAAGCUGUCUUCCACCCAAGAGGCCAUGGUGGACAAGCUGGCAGAGAAUGCACACAAUGUAUGGGCUCGUGAUAGGAUCCGCCAGGGCUGGACCUAUGGAAUCCAACAGGAUGUGAAAAACAGAAGAAACCCUCGGCUGGUUCCAUACGCCUUGUUAGAUGAGCGUACCAAGAAGUCCAACAAGGACAGCCUGAGAGAGGCUGUCCGAACUUUGCUGGGCUAUGGCUACAAUCUGGAGGCACCGGACCAAGACCAUGCUGCUAGGUCCGACAUCAGCAACAUGUUAGCCGAGAGGUUUCGCAUCUUCCGCGCAGAGAAGACCUACAGCGUCAAUGCCGGGAAAUGGUACUUUGAGUUUGAGGUUGUGACGGCAGGGGAGAUGAGGGUGGGCUGGGCUCGACCAGGCUGUCUGCCUGACCAGGAGCUGGGAUCCGACGACCAGGCGUUUGUCUUCGAUGGCUUCAAAGCACAGCGGUGGCACCAGGGAAAUGAGCACUUUGGGCGGUCCUGGCAGCCUGCUGAUGUGGUGGGAUGUAUGGUGGACAUGAACGAACGCACCAUGAUGUUCACACUCAAUGGCGAAGUGCUGCUCGAUGACUCUGGCUCCGAGCUGGCGUUCAAAGACUUUGAGGUUUGGGAAGGAUUUAUCCCUGUGUGCAGCCUAGGUGUGUGCCAGGUAGGCAGGAUGAAUUUCGGGAAGGAUGUGAGCACCCUGAAGUAUUUCACAAUCUGCGGCCUGCAGGAGGGCUUUGAGCCCUUCGCUGUCAACAUGAACAGAGAUCUGACCAUGUGGUUUAGCAAGAGGCUGCCACAGUUCAUUCCCGUCCCUCAGAACCAUGAACACAUUGAGGUAACAAGGAUUGAUGGAACUAUUGAAAGCUCACCCUGUCUGAAGGUCACACAAAGGUCAUUUGGCUCACAGAACAGCAACAGGGACAUCGUGUUUUACCGACUGAGCAUGCCAAUUGAGUGCGCAGAGGGCUUCUCCAAAUCACUAUGUGGCAUACCUUCCAACGGCAGCUUCUUUUCUCCCAAGAAGGAGCUGGAUGACUUUGAGACUGUUUCGGACUUUGAGGUCCUCAUGAAAACUGCUCAUGGACACUUAAGCUCCAACGGCCCUGAGAAAGACAAGGAUGAGUUCAAUAAUCACAAAGAUUACAACCAGGAAAAGCCAUCAAAAUUGAAGCAAAGGUUCAUGCUAAAGAGGACCAAGCCUGACUUAAGUACCAGUCACUCUUCCCCUCGUCUGUCAGAGGAAGUGCUGGCUGAUGAGCGGGAUGACUAUGAAUAUCUGAUGCAGACUUCAAUGUACUAUUACUCUGUGAGGAUCUUCCCAGGCCAGGAACCCUCUAGUGUGUGGGUGGGCUGGGUGACCUCUGAUUUCCACCAGUAUGACACAGCUUUUGAUCUGGAGAAGGUUCGCACGGUGACGGUCACCCUUGGAGAUGAGAAGGGGAAGGUCCAUGAAAGCAUCAAGCGCAGCAAUUGCUACAUGGUCUGGGCAGGAGAGAGCACAAGUCCUGGACAGAGCCGCAACAGCAAUGGGUUGGAGAUCGGCUGUCUGGUGGACACUUCUCAUGGAUUGCUGACCUUCACCAGCAAUGGCAAAGAGCUCAGCACCUACUACCAGGUGGAACCCAGCACCAAACUGUUCCCUGCAGUGUUCGCUCAAGCCACCAGCCCCAGCGUCUUUCAGUUUGAAUUGGGCCGGAUCAAGAAUGUGAUGCCUCUCUCGGCGGGCCUCUUUAAGAGUGAGAGGAAGAACGCCAUCCCUCAGUGCCCACCCCGGCUGCAUGUGCAGUUCCUGACCCCCGUGCUGUGGAGUCGAGUGCCAAACCACUUCCUGGAGGUGGAGGCAUCCCGCAUCAAUGACCGCCAUGGCUGGCUGGUGCAGUGCUCCAAACCGCUACAGUUCAUGUCCCUACACAUCCCUGAGGAGAACAGAUCUGUGGACAUCCUGGAGCUGACAGAGCAGAAGGAUUUGCUAAAGUUUCAUUACCACACCCUUCGGCUCUACUCUGCGGUGUGUGCCCUGGGGAACAACAGGGUGGCCCAUGCACUCUGCAGCCAUGUUGAUGAGGCCCAGCUGCUCUAUGCCAUUGAGAACAAAUACAUGCCAGGUCUGCUACGGACGGGUUACUAUGAGCUGCUCAUCGACAUCCAUCUGAGCACCUAUGCCACGGCGCGACUCAUGAUGAAUAAUGAAUACAUUGUGCCCAUGACGGAGGAGACGAAGAGCAUCACCCUCUUCCCAGACGAGAAGAAGAAGCAUGGCCUGCCGGGGAUUGGCCUGAGCACCUCUCUGCGGCCUCGCAUGCGCUACUCUUCCCCUAACUUUGUCGGUGUUGGUGGGGACUUCUACCAGCACAGUCCUGAGUUCCCUUUGGAAGUCCUCAAGAGCAAGACAAUUGAGAUGUUGACCGAGGCUGUCCAGGAGGGCAGCCUGCAUGUGCGUGACCCUGUUGGUGGAAGCACUGAGUUCCUUUUUGUGCCACUCAUAAAGCUUUUCUAUACUCUGCUCAUCAUGGGAGUCUUCCACAAUGGGGACCUGAAGAAUAUCCUGCAGCUUAUUGAGCCUAGUGUAUUCUCUGAGGGCCCGGGCCAUGAGCGGGCUGAAACCCCUGACUGCGGUGGAUUCAAGGCUGAGCUCCAGAUAAAUGGUGUGGGUGGAGAAGAUGACGGGAGGUCAGGAAAAGUCCCCAAAGUGGGAUUGCUCCAGAUGAAGCUCCCCGAGCCCGUCAAACUUCAAAUGUGCCACCUUCUGCAGUACCUGUGCGACUGCCAGGUGAGGCAUAGGAUUGAGGCGGUGGUGGCCUUCUCUGAUGACUUCGUUGCCAACCUCCAGGAGAACCAGCGCUUUCGCUAUAAUGAGGUGAUGCAGGCCCUUAACAUGUCUGCUGCCUUGACAGCCAGGAAGACAAAAGAAUUUCGCUCACCUCCCCAGGAACAGAUCAACAUGCUGCUGAAUUUUAAAGAUGAGAAGCAGGACUGUCCAUGCCCGGAGGAUAUCCGAGAGCAGUUGCUGGACUUCCAUGAAGAUCUGAUGAAGCACUGUGGCAUCGAGAUCGAUGAUGACAAGACAAAUGAGGCAGAUGGUGACUUCACCAUCAGGGGCCGGCUUUUGUCCCUUGUAGAGAAAGUGGCAUACCUGAAGAAGAAAAGAGCUGACCUACCUAAGAAAAAAAAGGCCAAAAAGCCCACUACACUGCAGCAGCUGAUCUCGGAGACCAUGGUGCGCUGGGCCCAGGAGUCGGUGAUCGAGGACCCAGAGCUGGUCCGGGCCAUGUUUGUGCUCCUGCACCGGCAGUAUGAUGGCAUUGGGGGACAGGUGCGCGCCCUGCCGAAGACCUACACCAUCAACUCGGUGUCUGUGGAGGACACCAUCAACCUGCUGGCCUCGCUGGGCCAGAUACGCUCCCUGCUGAGUGUGCGCAUGGGCCGUGAAGAGGAGAAGCUCAUGAUCCGGGGCCUGGGUGAUAUUAUGAACAAUAAAGUUUUCUACCAGCACCCAAAUUUAAUGAGAGCACUGGGUAUGCAUGAAACAGUCAUGGAAGUGAUGGUGAAUGUGCUUGGAGGAGGAGAAUCCAAGGAAAUCACAUUUCCUAAGAUGGUGGCCAACUGCUGUCGUUUUCUUUGCUACUUCUGUCGCAUCAGUAGACAAAACCAAAAAGCCAUGUUUGAUCAUCUCAGUUACUUGCUGGAAAACAGCAGUGUUGGACUUGCGUCCCCCUCCAUGCGAGGCUCCACUCCUCUCGAUGUGGCAGCUGCCUCUGUGAUGGAUAAUAACGAACUUGCCUUGGCCCUCCGGGAGCCAGAUCUGGAGAAGGUUGUUCAGUAUCUGGCUGGGUGUGGCCUUCAGAGCUGCCUGAUGCUCGUGUCUAAGGGCUACCCUGACAUUGGCUGGAACCCUGUGGAAGGGGAGCGCUACCUGGAUUUUCUUCGUUUUGCCGUAUUCUGUAAUGGUGAGAGUGUGGAGGAGAAUGCCAAUGUUGUGGUGAGGCUACUGAUUCGCAGGCCAGAGUGUUUUGGCCCUGCCCUGCGUGGGGAAGGUGGCAAUGGGCUCCUAGCUGCUAUGGAAGAGGCCAUCAAGAUUUCAGAAGACCCCAGCAGGGACGGCCCCUCUCCCACCUCCGAGUCCAGCAGGACCCUCAGUGAUAUGCUGGAGGAUGAAGAGGAUGACACCAUCCACAUGGGCAAUGCCAUCAUGACAUUUUAUGCAGCACUAAUUGACCUGCUGGGGCGCUGUGCACCUGAGAUGCAUUUGAUCCAUGCCGGGAAGGGAGAGGCCAUUCGGAUUCGAGCUAUCCUUCGUUCUCUGAUUCCCAUUGAAGACCUUGAAGGGGUGAUCAGCAUCCCGUUCCCCAUGCCAACUGUUGCCAAAGAUGGAACAGUGGUGGAGCCGGAUAUGUCGGCAGGCUUCUGUCCAGACCACAAGGCAGCCAUGGUCCUUUUCCUCGACCGUGUGUAUGGGAUUGAGGACCAAAACUUCCUGCUCCACCUCUUGGAGGUGGGGUUCCUGCCAGACCUCCGAGCAGCUGCAUCUCUAGAUACGGCUGCUCUCAGCGCCACUGACAUGGCCCUGGCCCUUAACCGCUACCUGUGCACUGCCGUACUGCCCCUGCUCACCAAGUGCGCCCCGCUGUUUGCCGGCACGGAGCCCUAUGCCUCGCUUAUCGACUCACUGCUGCAUACCGUCUACCGGCUGUCCAAGGGCUGCUGCCUGACGAAGGCUCAGCGCGACGCCAUCGAGGAGUGCCUGCUGGCUGUGUGUGGGAAACUGAGACCCUCGAUGAUGCAACACCUGCUCAGGCGAUUGGUGUUUGAUGUUCCCCUCCUCAAUGAACAUACUAAGAUGCCUCUCAAGCUGCUGACUAACCACUAUGAGCGCUGCUGGAAAUACUACUGCCUAUCAGGGGGCUGGGGGAGUUUUGGAGCUGCAUCGGAUGAAGAGCUGCACCUUUCCAGGAAACUCUUCUGGGGAAUAUUCGAUGCUCUGUCCCAGAAGAGGUAUGACCAGGAACUCUUCAAGCUGGCCCUCCCCUGCCUAAGUGCUGUAGCUGGGGCACUGCCCCCAGACUACAUGGAGUCCAGCUAUGUGGCCAUGAUGGAGAAGCAGUCCUCCAUGGAUGCAGAGGGCAACUUCAACCCUCAACCGGCUGACACAUCCAACAUCACAAUCCCAGAGAAGCUGGAUUACUUUAUCAACAAGUAUGCUGAGCACUCUCAUGAGAAGUGGUCCAUGGAAAAGUUUGCCAACAAUUGGGUUCAUGGGGACCAGCUUUGUGAGUCCUCCAAAGUGCAUCCUCUGCUGAAACCUUACAAAGCCCUGUCUGAGAAGGAGAAGGAGUUGUACCGCUGGCCCAUCAAGGAAUCCUUGAAAACCAUGCUGGCCUGGGGGUGGAGCAUCGAGCGGACGAGGGAGGGUGAGACUGUGGGCUUGCACAACCGGGCACGACGCAUCUCGCAGUCUAGCCAGCUGUCUGUUGAGGGGGCCCAUGGUUUCAGCCCAAGGCCAAUUGACAUGAGCAAUGUGACUCUAUCCAGAGACCUGCAUUCCAUGGCAGAGCUUCUUGCAGAGAACUAUCAUAACAUCUGGGCCAAGAAGAAGAAACUGGAACUUGAAGCCAAAGGAGGAGGGAGCCACCCAUUACUGGUACCCUAUGACACUCUUACUGCCAAAGAGAAAUCCAAAGACAGAGAAAAAGCACAAGAUAUCCUCAAGUUCUUUCAGAUCAAUGGCUACGCAGUCUCACGGGCCAUGAAGGAGCAGGAAUUGGACACUCCAUCCAUCGAGAAGCGCUUUGCCUACACCUUCUUGCAGCAGCUCAUCACAUACGUGGAUGAGGCUCACGAGCACAUGUUAGAGUUCGAUCUGGCUGCUCGUGCUAAAGGGGAGAAGAUUCCUCAUGAACAGCAGAUGAAAUUUUUUGGAAAGGUGGUCCUGCCACUGAUUGACCAGUACUUCAAGAAUCACCGUCUCUACUUCCUGUCCACGGCCAUCCGUCCCCUCAAUAGUGGAGGUCAUGCUUCCAACAAAGAAAAGGAGAUGGUCACCAGCUUAUUCUGCAAACUGGGAGUUCUUGUCAGACAUAGGAUAUCAUUGUUUGGAAACGAUGCUACCUCUAUUGUGAAUUGCCUUCACAUCCUGGGUCAAACACUGGAUGCCAGGACGGUGAUGAAGACGGGUUCAGAGACCGUGAAAGCUGCGUUGCGGGCCUUCUUCGACAAUGCAGCCGAGGACCUGGAGAGGACCAUGGAGAACCUGAAGCAGGGACAGUUUGCUCACACGCGCAUUCAGCCCAAGGGCGUCACACAGAUAAUCAACUACACCACAGUGGCCCUGCUGCCCGUGCUCUCAUCCCUCUUCGAACACAUUGGCCAGAACCUCUUCGGUGAAGACCUGAUAUUGGAUGAUGUACAGGUUUCAUGCUACCGGAUCCUCAACAGCCUCUAUUCACUUGGGACCAGCAAAAGCAUCUAUGUUGAAAGGCAACGACCGGCACUUGGGGAGUGCCUGGCAGCUUUCUCAGGGGCCUUUCCUGUGGCCUUCCUGGAGCCCCACUUAAACAAGCACAACAUGUACUCCAUCUAUAACACCAAGGGUUCCCGCGAGCGGGCAGCAUUAGGGCUCCCUGCCCAGGUGGAAGAGGUGAACCCACUAGUGCCCUCCCUGGAAAAGUUGCUGGAGGAGAUCAUGGAGCUGGCAGAGUCAGGCGUGCGCUACACGCAGAUGCCCCAUGUAAUGGAGGUGGUGUUACCCAUGCUCUGCAGCUACAUGUCACACUGGUGGGAGCAUGGCCCUGAGGGUGGCCCUGAGGGAGGACUCGAGAGAGCUGAGCGCUGCUGCACCUUGCUGACCUCCGAGCACAUGAACACGCUGCUGGGAAACAUCCUCAAGAUCAUUUACAACAACUUGGGCAUAGACGAGGGAGCCUGGAUGAAGCGCCUGGCAGUUUUCUCUCAGCCGAUAAUCGGAAAGGCUAAACCGCAGCUGCUGAAGACCCACUUCCUUCCUCUGAUGGAGAAACUAAAGAAAAAGGCAGCAACAGUGCUCCUGGAUGAGGAGAACAUGAAGGCAGAGGGGCGUGGCGAAAUGUCGGAAGCUGAGCUGCUCAUCCUGGACGAAUUCACCAUUCUAGUGCGCGACCUCUAUGCCUUCUACCCACUCCUCAUCCGAUUUGUUGACUACAACAGAGCAAAAUGGCUCAAAGAGCCGAACCCAGAGGCUGAAGAGCUGUUCCGGAUGGUGGCGGAGGUCUUCAUAUUUUGGGCCAAAUCCCAUAACUUCAAACGGGAAGAGCAGAACUUUGUGGUCCAGAAUGAGAUCAACAACAUGUCAUUCUUGAUCACUGACACCAAGUCCAAAAUGUCAAAGGGUGCAGUGUCAGACCAAGAGAGGAAGAAGAUGAAAAGAAAGGGUGACCGCUACUCCAUGCAGACCUCCCUCAUUGUAGCCGCUCUAAAGAGGCUUCUGCCUGUGGGUUUGAACAUAUGUGCCCCUGGAGACCAGGAGCUGAUUGCUCUGGCCAAGAACCGCUUUACUCAGAAAGACACGGAGGAUGAGGUGCGAGAGAUCAUUCGCAAUAACCUUCAUCUGCAGGGCAAGUUGGAAGACCCAGCGAUCCGGUGGCAGAUGGCACUGUACAAAGACCUGCCCAACCGAAGUGAGGACACGUCAGAUCCUGAGAAGACAGUGGAAAGGGUUCUGGACAUCGCCCAUGUGCUCUUCCACUUGGACCAGGUCGAACAUCCACAGAGGAGCAAGAAGGCUGUGUGGCACAAGUUGCUUUCCAAGCAGAGGAAGAGAGCUGUGGUGGCCUGCUUCCGGAUGGCCCCCCUCUACAAUCUGCCCAGGCACCGUGCUGUCAACCUCUUCCUGCAGGGAUACCUGAAGUCCUGGAUCGAGGCAGAGGAGCAUUACUUUGAGGACAAGUUGAUCGAGGACUUGGCAAAACCGGGCGAGCAGGAAAUGUCAGAGGAAGAUGAAGGAGUCAAGAGAAUUGAUCCUCUCCAUCAGCUGAUUCAGCUCUUCAGCAGGACCGCCCUCACAGAGAAGUGUAAACUGGAGGAGGAUAUGCUGUAUAUGGCUUAUGCUGACAUCAUGGCUAAAAGUUGCCAUGAUGAAGAGGACGAAGAUGGUGAAGAGGUUAAAAGCUUUGAAGAGAAAGAGAUGGAAAAGCAAAAGCUGCUCUACCAGCAGGCCAGGCUUCAUGACCGGGGGGCAGCUGAGAUGGUCCUGCAGACCAUUAGCGCCAGUAAAGGUGAAAUGGGUCCCAUGGUGGCAUCCACACUGAAGUUGGGCAUUGCCAUUUUAAAUGGAGGGAAUUCUACUGUCCAGCAGAAAAUGCUGGAUUACCUGAAGGACAAGAAGGACGUGGGCUUCUUUCAGAGUCUGGCCGGCCUAAUGCUGUCCUGCAGCGUGCUUGACCUCAAUGCCUUUGAACGACAGAACAAAGCAGAGGGCCUAGGCAUGGUAACGGAGGAGGGCUCAGUCAUCACUCAUGAGCGUGGGGAGAAGGUGAUGCAGGAUGAUGAGUUCACCUGUGACCUUUUCCGAUUCCUUCAGCUCCUCUGUGAAGGACACAACUCAGAUUUCCAGAAUUACCUAAGAACACAGACGGGAAACAACACAACUGUCAACAUCAUCAUCUCCACAGUUGAUUAUCUUCUCAGAGUUCAGGAGUCUAUUAGUGAUUUCUACUGGUAUUAUUCUGGAAAGGACAUCAUCGAUGAGCAGGGUCAACGGAACUUCUCCAAAGCAAUCAAUGUUGCCAAGCAGGUCUUCAAUACUCUCACAGAGUAUAUACAGGGCCCAUGCACUGGCAACCAGCAGAGCCUGGCCCAUAGCCGACUGUGGGAUGCAGUGGUUGGUUUCCUGCAUGUGUUUGCUCAUAUGCAAAUGAAGCUAUCCCAGGAUUCUAGCCAGAUUGAGUUACUCAAGGAAUUGAUGGAUCUUCAGAAGGACAUGGUUGUAAUGUUGUUAUCAAUGUUGGAAGGAAAUGUCGUAAAUGGAACUAUUGGUAAGCAGAUGGUGGAUAUGUUAGUUGAGUCCUCAAAUAACGUGGAGAUGAUUCUGAAGUUCUUCGACAUGUUCCUCAAACUUAAAGACCUCACGUCAUCAGACACCUUUAAGGAGUAUGAUCCAGAUGGUAAAGGGGUCAUCUCAAAGAGGGAUUUCCACAAAGCUAUGGAGACCCAUAAACACUACACCCAGUCGGAGACGGAGUUCCUGCUCUCCUGUGCUGAGACAGAUGAGAAUGAGCUGCUUGACUAUGAGGAGUUUGUAGAAAGGUUCCAUGAGCCUGCAAAGGAUAUUGGCUUCAAUGUGGCCGUUCUACUGACAAACCUGUCAGAGCAUAUGCCACACGACACACGACUCCAGACCUUCCUGGAGCUGGCAGAAAGUGUACUUAACUACUUCCAGCCUUACUUGGGCCGAAUUGAGAUCAUGGGCAGUGCCAAACGCAUUGAGCGGGUCUACUUCGAGAUCAGUGAGUCCAGUCGCACGCAGUGGGAGAAGCCACAGGUCAAGGAGUCAAAGCGGCAGUUUAUCUUCGAUGUGGUCAACGAAGGUGGGGAGAAGGAGAAGAUGGAGCUCUUUGUGAACUUCUGUGAGGACACAAUUUUUGAGAUGCAGCUGGCAGCCCAGAUGUCAGAUGCUGGAGAGCGGUCUGCCAGCAAGGAGGAGAGCGAAAAGGAAAAGCCCGAGGAGGAGAACCCUGACAUGGGCUUCUUUUCUGUCACCACAGUAAGGACUGCGCUGCUUGCCCUGCGCUACAAUGUGAUGCUGCUGAUGAAGGUGCUUUCCAUGAAAAGCCUUAAGAAACAGAUGAAGAAGAUGAAGAAGAUGACAGUGAAAGACAUGGUCAUGGCGCUCAUCUCUUUCUACUGGAGUGUGCUGAUGGGUCUAUUCCACUUCACCUUCAGUGUGUCGCGGGGCUUCUUCCGCAUCAUGUACAGUACUUUCCUGGGGGGCAGCUUGGUGGAGGGGGCCAAGUCAAUGAAGGUGGCAGACCUUUUAGCUAACAUGCCUGAUCCCACACAGGACGAGGUCCGCGGGGAGGGGGAGGAGGCUGAGAAGAGGCACACGGACAAAUCCUCAGCCCAAGAAGACCUAGCUGACCUAGCAGUGGCUGCAGAUGAUUCUGAUCUCCUUUCAGACAUAUUUGGAUUAGAUCUUAGGCGGGAAGGGGGACAAUACAAGCUGAUGCCUCACAACCCAAAUGCCAGCAUCACUGAUCUACUCACCACUCCUGCUGUUCCUGUUCCCACUCCCUCACCUGAGUUCAGAAGACGACAGGGAAAAGGGUCCACAGAUGAAGAGAGCAAAGGAAAAGAAGAUGGAAAAUGUGAGCCAGAAAAGGCAGAAGGAGAAGAUGGAGAGAAGAAUGGGAAGCCCAAAGACAGCAAACCCAAACAGAAAGUCAGGCGGCACCACACCUCAAAGUCCGAGGAAACAGACCUUCAAGAGUCUGCAUUCUGGAAGAAGAUCAUUGCUUACCAAAGGAAACUGUUGAAUUAUUUUGCACGGAAUUUCUACAAUAUGCGGAUGUUGGCCUUGUUUGUAGCCUUUGCCAUCAACUUCAUCCUUCUCUUCUACAAGGUGUCUACAUCGUCCGCAGUGCUUGAAGAGAAGGAAGUAGUAUAUGGCGGCUUGCCUACAGACCCCAAGAUGCGAUGGAGUCCUGCAGAGGGUGUGCCCCAACGAACAGUGACAGUGCACUUUGUCCUGGAGGAAAGCAGUGGUUACAUGGAGCCCACGCUGCGCAUCUUGGCCAUACUACAUACUGUCAUUGCCUUCUUCUGCAUCAUCGGUUACUACUGUUUGAAGGUGCCGCUGGUGAUUUUCAAACGGGAGAAGGAGGUGGCCAGGAAGCUGGAGUUUGAUGGGCUCUACAUAACGGAGCAGCCCUCUGAAGAUGACAUUAAAGGGCAAUGGGACAGGCUUGUAAUUAACACGCAGUCAUUCCCAAAUAACUACUGGGAUAAAUUUGUUAAAAGGAAGGUGAUGGACAAGUACGGGGAGUUCUAUGGCCAUGACCGCAUCAGCGAGCUGCUGGGAAUGGACAAAGCCGCCCUGGACUUCAGCGAUGCUCACGAGAAGAAGAAGCCUAAAAAAGACAGUUCGCUGACGGCUGUACUGAACUCCAUUGAUGUCAAGUAUCAGAUCUGGAAACUGGGUGUAGUCUUCACAGACAAUUCCUUCCUCUACUUGGCCUGGUACAUGACCAUGUCGAUCCUGGGCCACUAUAACAAUUUUUUCUUUGCUGCACACCUCCUGGACAUUGCCAUGGGUUUCAAGACCCUGCGCACCAUCCUGUCCUCUGUCACACACAAUGGCAAGCAGCUCGUUCUUACGGUGGGCUUGCUGGCAGUGGUGGUCUACCUCUACACGGUGGUGGCCUUCAAUUUCUUCCGUAAGUUCUACAACAAGAGUGAAGAUGGGGAGUCUCCGGACAUGAAGUGCGAUGACAUGCUCACGUGUUACAUGUUCCACAUGUAUGUGGGAGUCCGUGCCGGAGGCGGCAUCGGGGACCAGAUUGAGGACCCUGCAGGGGACGAGUAUGAGAUCUACAGGAUCAUUUUUGACAUCACCUUCUUCUUCUUCGUCAUUGUCAUUCUACUGGCCAUCAUUCAGGGUCUCAUUAUUGAUGCUUUUGGUGAACUACGAGACCAGCAAGAGCAAGUAAAAGAAGACAUGGAGACCAAAUGUUUCAUCUGCGGAAUCGGAAAUGACUACUUCGACACGGUACCUCAUGGCUUUGAGACCCAUACCCUACAGGAGCACAAUUUGGCAAAUUAUCUCUUUUUUGUUAUGUAUCUCAUUAACAAAGAUGAAACGGAGCACACGGGCCAGGAGUCGUACGUGUGGAAGAUGUACCAGGAGCGAUGCUGGGAGUUCUUCCCGGCCGGAGACUGCUUCCGCAAACAAUACGAAGACCAGCUCAACUGAACCCAGUCCCGAACCUUUUGAACCUUUCGUAACUGCGGCUGCAGAGGCUGAUGACUUUUUGGACACCUUCCUUUGGAAUGCUUUUCAGACUUUGUAAAUAUAUGACACACUGUAUAUCAUUCCCUGAGUGCUUUUUGGAGCACAAAGGCUGUGUUUUGAUGACUCAGUGCUUCAUCUAUUACAUUUGCUUUUUAAAACACAUUGAAAAGCAAAAAAAAAAAGAAAAAUGAAAACUUUUGAGAAAAAAAGAAAAACUCAUUGAACUGUUUCUGAAGACUCAUGGAAGAUAUGUUUCUUUUGAGAGCACAUGUAUAAAAAAGGCAAUUAUCUUGCUCAUCCUAAGCCUUCUGAUUUCUUCAUCAGGAAGGGAGUUGUAUUUGCGAGGAAGGAGACCUGAUAGUGGACUGUGGGCCGUCGAUGAGGAAAUAGUGCCUUACCAAGCCUGGGUUGAGCUAUGCAAGCGAGAGAAUCCUGAGUGCACGACCGCAUCGCAGAUCCACUCACUGGCCUACAUGUAGUCUGUGUCCCACCUGCUGACUGUCUCUGCGUCUGCCUGCAUCCGUGCGUGCGUGUACCUGUGUGUGUGUGUGUGUGUGUGUGUGUGUGUGUG